AUGACGCCCAGUCAGGCGCUUGAUGUUUACAAAAAGAAGGAUACCACAAAAGUGGUCGUGCGGUUCAAGGCGAUCGGAAAUGCUCCCAUCAUGAGGAACAAUUAUUUCCGCAUCACGGCGUUCAAUAAAUUUCAGGCUGUCAUCCAAUUUCUUCGCAAGGAGCUGGCAUGGAAAGCAUCUGAUGCAUUGUUCCUUUACAUCAAUUCCAGCUUCAGUCCAGCACCCGACGACACGGUUGGGAAUCUUUUCCACUGCUUUGGAACAGAAGGGCAUCUAAUCGUUAACUACAGCUCAACUGCUGCGUGGGGGUAG
Tilletiaria anomala UBC 951 is the source of this 312-nucleotide messenger RNA. Its product is annotated as autophagy protein 12. Gene Ontology annotation, cellular component: Atg12-Atg5-Atg16 complex; phagophore assembly site membrane; cytoplasm. Bases 1 to 312 code for a protein of 103 amino acids. Lineage: Eukaryota; Fungi; Basidiomycota; Exobasidiomycetes; Georgefischeriales; Tilletiariaceae. Gene Ontology annotation, biological process: autophagy of mitochondrion; nucleophagy; autophagosome assembly. The transcript is spliced from 5 exons. The record is from RefSeq and is a predicted model, not a curated record.